CUUCAAGCUUGGACGAGGCGGCAAAGAUCACCCAGGAAGAGCCCAAUCACCGAAUCCUUCGACCAUGACUCUCGACAGCCAGCAUGACAGGGACAGUGUCCACGCGGGGCCGAUCGCCACCGGAACGCUUGCACCUGCAGAAUUACCUUCAAGUGUGGAGCCUAGUGAACUCGCGGAGCUCGGCCACCAACAAGCUGAAACAGCGAUCGCCGUCCCAACGGGGGAAGCCGGCACGUCGUCGGGCAAUGCUAGUCCAGUGGAGGACUUUCAAUUCGAGACAAUCACGUCCACAACCUCGCCGAUACGCGACCGACCUGUGAGUUUCCUGUCCGACGACCCCACUCUCAAAUACAUAAAAUCGCUCGGCGACGACGGUGGCGUCAGUCCCGUCCUUGAGACACCUCCCGCUCUGGUUCCAUCGUCUGCGACAUCCACCGCCAGACCGUACAGCAACAACAAAUUCGAGUCGAGAGAUUCCAGGUUGGGACACCUUGGUCCAGACGGCAUGCCUACCAGUGCGUGGAGCUGGCGUUCAAAGCCCUCCGUGUCUUCGCAACUCGUUCCGAGCAGACCCAGCACGGCUGAAGCAUCAGAUGAAGACACGAAACCCGCCGCCGGCUUCUUCAAGCUGCGCAAUCCCGUCUACGAUCCUCGGGUCGGCGGU
Zymoseptoria tritici IPO323 is the source of this 664-nucleotide messenger RNA. RefSeq lists its product as uncharacterized. The annotation marks the transcript as partial. The record is from RefSeq and is a predicted model, not a curated record. NCBI's taxonomy places the organism in Eukaryota, Fungi, Ascomycota, Dothideomycetes, Mycosphaerellales, Mycosphaerellaceae. The transcript has a single exon.